Molecule: messenger RNA, 1014 nt
Organism: Aspergillus luchuensis
Lineage: Eukaryota; Fungi; Ascomycota; Eurotiomycetes; Eurotiales; Aspergillaceae
Exons: 2
Coding region: 1-1014 (337 amino acids)
Source: RefSeq, a predicted model, not a curated record
AUGAAUCAAAAGUUUGCGGAGGAAAUCCGCAUUAACGGACAUAAAUACCAUAUUAAUGGAAUAAAAGAAAAUGCCGCAAGCACGAAGCAAGUGGACACAGAGCCUCCUGAUGAAGAAAUUUCAGAAGAUGAUGAAGACCUACUGUUGAGAAAUGUUGCAACGAAUCAGAACCAUCGGCCCUUCGCGAAAUUCAAACGCCCGCAAAAGUUGUCACGCCGCAAGGCUAUUACAUGGGUGAACGAUGUUGUUAUUCGAGCAAGAGGACGGGAAUUACUCGGAAAUUUUAAUCCUCUUGUUAUUGCCGAGCUAUUUUGGGAGCAGUCAUCUAAAUGGCAUUUGUUUGCUGAGGCACAUAUAGAAGAGGUAUCAGGUAUCUGUCAACGUUUUCUCGAAGGUGUCCUGAAAGACAAGGCCCCCUUGGAUGUGUUCCAUCGCUUAUGGCCCACUGUCUUGGAAAGAGUCAAGACGAGACACCGAGACGCGCUGGAAGAGCUUGGCAAGAUUUUGAAAGAUACCCGAAGUUACGUCAUUAAUUACAACCAUUACUACACCGAUACCGUUAAGAAACGGCAGUCUGAAAGAAGAAUGAACCACAUGAGCGAAUGUAUCGAGAAAUCGACGAAGUACAAAAAGCUUCCAGGAUGUCAGUCGGACCACACGUUUCCAGACAUCGACGUUGGACAUGCACUGGACCUCUUCGCGGACCGCGUAGAUCCCAACAUGGACAACCAUAGCUCUGAGGAAGUCCUUGAUUGUCUUUUUGCAAUCUAUAAGGUAUACCAGAAACUAUUCAUUGCGAAUGUUACCGUACAGGUCAUCGAACGACAUAUAGUGCAAGAUUUGGAGCUGAUAUUUUGCCCACUGACUGUUGCAAAGCUUUCCGAUACUGACGCCGUCUCUUUAGCAUCAGAAUCCUCAGCAAUGGAAAGACAGAGAGCGUUCUUGGUUGGUAGGAUUGGGAAGUUGGAGCAAGGUCGUGCAAUUUUAGGAGAAGUCAUGUCAAGCAAUAUUUGA